UUAUCGUCUCCCCAAUCUUCCAUUCCGUGUAUUAUUCCAAUGUAAUACGCAACAUUAUGUUCUUCAACUAAACAAACAACUCUCUUCACCUUUGUCGCGAAUUACAAUAUUAUUUAUUCGCAGAGAUUAGUAUCACGACAUCUUAUUAGGACUUAGUCGAGAAGAUUUACCGACCAGGAUAAAAGUAGGGCGUAGAACACAUGAGGCUCGGAUCUUUAGUGGCAAUAAGCUAGCAGGCGGCUGAUACCGACAAAUAAAUGGGCUCAUACGACGCUGAUUAAAGCCACUAAGUCUUACUAGCUCAGCUAGAUUACUGCGAGCAGCCAUCCCUAGUUAUUGUGAAAUAAGUAGCUACUUAAUUACAAGUAAUAUGAACAUAGCCUGACUCGACAUAUUGCGUUGAAUAGAAGGUAAGUACGAACUAAUCUUUCUAUGAAUGGUUUGCAAAUCGUUAACUGGAUUUCUAAAUAGUAGCUGGGAUCCCCACGGAUGCGGGCAGUCAUCUGAUUCGCUCGUCGUGUCAGUCGUGCACGCACACAAUGGUAACGUGUCUGUGAUGUUGGGCGAGUGUGUGCGAGACGAGGUAGCGACGCGCCGCCAACUAGCGGCACACGCAGCCGCGCGACUGGUUCGAUGUGCGUCACAGACCGGUUCGAAACCAGUAGCGCGGGGCCCGCCGCACCGCACAGGUCGUCCGUGAGUCGCAUACUGGUCUGCGAUCAUCAUGUCGCGAGAUAUUAUGAGUGAGCAACAAAUCAAUAUCAAAUUCGUGAAAGAAGUACAGAAAUAUCCGAUGCUGUACAACUUCGAGCUGCCUUCAUACUCCCGAAGGGAUGUCAGCGACGAAGCUUGGAAAGAAGUGGGCAAGGCCAUGAAUAUGACACCGUCAGCCUGCCGAGAAAGAUGGCGGAACCUGAGAGCUGUCUUCAUGAGGACUAUGAAAGCGCCGCCGCCGAGGGUCACAGGGAAAAAGAAACCUUAUUACUUGGCCGAUGUGAUGCAAUUUGUCGUACCAUUCAUGAGACCGAUCGCUAUGGCAGAAGCGGCUAAAGAUAAACAAAAGAAGAAUCAACCACCAGAUCCUAAAGAUGGAGACAACCAGCCUAUUGAGGUAGAAAUAGACCAUAUCAAAGUGGAGCAGGUGAAACAAGAGGAGGAUUCUGAUGCAUACGGCCCGUCCUCUGUUGAGGAGGACAGGGAAGGAACCCCUCAGGCAAGGAAACGGUCACUACAGGACGACAGACACCCACAGAACAGCAAAACGCCCAAGCUACAGCCGUCAUCCAACGCGGCACUAGACAGUGAUCAUGUGAAGUCAUUCCUCAAUAGUCUCCUACCAGAACUUCAUGAAAUGAGCUCACAACAGUUCAAACACUUCAAAAGACGGGUCCUGCUGCUGAUAGAUGACAUCACGACAGAAAUACCAGCCAGUCCACGGAGACGGCAGGACGAUGAAUACAUUUUAUAAUUGUAAUAAUUUAUUAUAUUUAAUUUUUAAUAAUUAAGACUAAAACUAUUCGUAGGUCACCAAUUAAGAAUAAUACUUAAUUAAGAAAGAAGUUCAAAUUGUAAUUUCAAAUAUCAAAACACUGCCUUAGUAAUUAAAGAGUAUUUUUAUAUUACUGUUUUUUUAAUUUUCGUGUUGUUUCUUCUA
Spodoptera litura is the source of this 1654-nucleotide messenger RNA. RefSeq lists its product as uncharacterized. Gene Ontology annotation, molecular function: DNA binding. Gene Ontology annotation, cellular component: nucleus; transcription regulator complex. The record is from RefSeq and is a predicted model, not a curated record. NCBI's taxonomy places the organism in Eukaryota, Metazoa, Arthropoda, Insecta, Lepidoptera, Noctuidae. Gene Ontology annotation, biological process: regulation of transcription by RNA polymerase II.